AUGAUCCCUACCUCUUCCAUAACUACGUCAGCUGUUUUCACCACUUCCACGACUACUUCUCCAGUUCCCAUCAUCUCCAUGAGUACAACUACAGUCCCCACCACUUCCACAACUACGUCUGCUGACUCCACCACCUCGACAACUAAAUCUGCAGUCCCCAACACUUCAAUGACUACUUCUCCAAUUCCCAUCAUCUCCACAACUACGUCUGCUGUCCCCACCACUUCCACAACUACUUCUCCGGUUCCCAUCAUCUCCAUGAGUACAUCUACAGUCCCCACCACUUCCACAACUACGUCUGCUGUCUCCACCACCUCGACGACUAAAUCUGCAGUCCCCAACACUUCAAUGACUACUUCUCCAAUUCCCAUCAUCUCCACAACUACGUCUGCUGUCCCCACCACUUCCACAACUACUUCUCCGGUUCCCAUCAUCUCCAUGAGUACAUCUACAAUCCCCACCACUUCCACAACUACGUCUGCGGUCCCCAACACUUCCACGACUACUUCCCCCAUUCUGAUCAUCUCGACAACUACUUCUGCAGUCCCUACAACUUCCACGACUACGUCUGCUGUUCCCACCACCUCCACGACUAUUGCUCCAGUUAGCAUCAUCUCAACGACUACUUCUGCAGUCCCUAGCACUUCUAAGACUACUUCUCCAAUUCCCAUCAUCUCCACAACUACGUCUGCUGUCCCCACCAUUUCCUCGACUACUUCUCCAGUUCCCAUCAUCUCCACAACUACGUCUGCUGCCCCCACCACAUCGACAACUACGUCUGUGGUCCCCAACACUUCCACGAGUACAUCUACAGAACCCACCACUUCCACAACUACUUCAACAGUCCCCACCACUUUCACAACUACGUCUGCUGUCCCCACCACUUCCACGAGUACAUCUACAGAACCCACCACUUCCACAACUACUUCAACAGUCCCCACCACUUUCACAACUACGUCUGCUGUCCCCACCACUUCCACGACUAAAUCUGCAGUCCCUACAACUUCCACGACUACGUCUGCUGUUCCCACCACUUCCACGACUACUUCUCCAGUUCCCAUCAUCUCAGCGACUACUUCUGCAGUCCCCACCACUUCCAUGACUACUUCUGCAGUUCCCAUCAUCUCUACGACUCCUUCUGAAGUCCUGUCCACUUCCACAACUACUUCUGCAGUCCCUACCACUUCAGCGACUACGUCUGCUGUUCCCACCACUUCCACAACUACUUCUGCAGUCCCCACCUCUUCCACGAGUACAUCUACAGAACCCACCACUUCCACUACUUCAACAGUCCCCACCACUUUCACAACUACGUCUGCUCUCCCCACCACUUCCACGACUAAAUCUGCAGUCCCUACCACUUCCACGACUAUGUCUGCUGUUCCCACCACUUCCACGAGUACUGCUCCAGUUCCCAUCAUCUCAACAACUACUUCUGCAGUCCCCAGCACUUCCACGACUACUUCUCCAGUUUCCACCAUCUCCACGAGUACAUCUACAGUCCCCACCACUUGCACAACUACCUCUAGAGUCCCCAUCACUUCCACAACUACUUAG
This is a messenger RNA of Eublepharis macularius, 1557 nucleotides long. Its product is annotated as mucin-2-like. Bases 1 to 1557 code for a protein of 518 amino acids. NCBI's taxonomy places the organism in Eukaryota, Metazoa, Chordata, Lepidosauria, Squamata, Eublepharidae. The record is from RefSeq and is a predicted model, not a curated record. The transcript has 3 exons.